Podarcis muralis (Common wall lizard) is the source of this 1284-nucleotide messenger RNA. NCBI's taxonomy places the organism in Eukaryota, Metazoa, Chordata, Lepidosauria, Squamata, Lacertidae. The record is from RefSeq and is a predicted model, not a curated record.
CUGUUUGCCUGACUUGCAUGGAGGCGUCAGCCGCUGAGCCCCCUUCUCUGCUCUGUCUCCCGCAGGCCCCCUGGUCUUCUCCUACGACUUGGCCACCGGGAUGGUGAAGCAGCGCUCCUGGCCGGCCGUGGCCAACUGCUCCUCCGCCGUGCGCUGGCUGGAGCGCUAUUACUGCUUCCAGGGCAUCCAGUUCUUGCGCUUCGACCCCGUCACGGGCGAGGUGCCCCCCAAGUACCCGCGGGGCCAGGACUACUUCAUGCGCUGCCCGGGAAGAGGCCACGGGCACGAGGCACAGGCCAAUGCCACCCUCCGGGCAGCCAUGGACCCCUGCAGCGGGGAGCCCUUCCAAGCCUUCUCCUCGGACGACUUGGGGCGCAUCUAUGCCUUCCGCGGGGGGCAGUAUCUCCGCGUGGACUCCUGGCGCGACGGCUGGCAUGCCUGGCCUCUCAGCCACACCUGGAAGGGCCUGGAGGGGGAUGUGGACGCCGCCUUCAGCUGGGAGGACAAAUUCUACCUGAUCCAGGGCUCUGAGGUCACCAUCUUCCGGGCCGGCUCUGGCUACAGCCGUGUGGAGGGCUACCCCCGGCCUCUGCAGGAAGAGCUGGGGCUGCCGGGCGUGGAUGCGGCCUUCACCUGCCCUCAGGCCAGCGACCUCUACGUCUUUCAAGGAAACUCCAUGAAGCUGGUGGACCUGCAGAGGAGCCCCCGCCUGCCAGGCCCAGCGCUGGCCACCCCCCACGACCACGUGGACAGCGCCUUCUGCACCGCCCAGGGGGUCUUCCUUUUCCAGGGGCCCAACUUCUACCACUAUAGGAGUGUGGACCAUCUCCUGGGGGCCCCGGGGCCCGUGCCUGCCCAGAACACGGCUGCGGAUGUUUUCUGGUGCCCCAUGGCAAGGGGCAAGGGGGCCCCCCCACGCCCCACUCCCCAGACAUGAAUAGCAGGGCCCCUUCCUCUGUGUGACUGCCAUAAAACUUAGGGAACAAGCUGUACUACCAAAAUGAUUAAGGUUUUAAAUGAUAAUUGUAGGUUAUAUUUUAGUGAUCAAGAUUUAAUAUAUGUUUUUAACUGCCGCUAUAUCUGAAUUAUCUCUCUUAUACCCAAUUGUAUCCUUGUUGUGUUUUAUGAUUUUCCUGAUAUUGUAAGUGACCCGGAACUGGUCUGUGACCGUAAUAAUAGAUUCUGAUUCAGGGCCCCUUCCUGCCCUGAGGUGACCCACCAGCUCCCACGCUCCCCCCCAGGAGCCCUGACCCACCUGCACCCAAUAAAAGCCUCUGCCUGGUG